AUCAACUCAGAGCAAGCAUUUCUUGUCUUCCAGAGAACUAUUAACGAAGAGAAAAAGAGAAAGAUGGCCAAGAUUUCAACUCUUACUGUGAUUUUUCUGGUGCUAUGGCUGGCAAUGUCUGUCGGGACUAGGGCUCAUGAUCACGACGGCAAAGUUGAAUCAUGGACUGAAUGGACUGCCAAGGGACUCGGAAUAAGUCAGAAAAAUGAAGUAGACGGGAAUGCCGGUGGCGAUAACAAACCAACUGAAGAGGAGGUACUGGGGGCAUGGCUAAAUGUUCUGCGUGGAGCCGAGGUUGCUCUUGAAGCUAAUAAAUUUCACACAGCUAUUGCCAUGGUUGCAGGAGUUUCUGCCAGAUUAGAAAAUAGCAAUAUGCCUGACGAUGAGAAACGCGCCAAGUUUAAAGAAAUGCUCAAACUAAUUGAAUGGGCAGCCGAGGAAGAUAAGAAAGUCAAAGCUAUAGCUCUCAUUAACACACUUACAGAGGAAUUCAAACGGAAAUACGGAAAUCAGCAAGGAGGAGGAUAUCAGCCGAGGGGGUUACUCGAAGCCGAAGAUAAUCAGAGAAAAAAGCAGUUGCUAGUGAACAAUUUGCGAGAAGCCUUCACAGCUAUUAAAGAGAAGCAAAAGGAAAAGGCUGAAGAGAUUCUUUCCAAUGUUUACCUGAUUCUUAAGAAUAAUAAGAAUUUAUGUAAGGAAGAAAAAGCACUAGCAUUUCUUGAGGCCAUCCACCAAACUGAGCAGUAUUUAAAAGAAAAUGCGAUAGAUAAAGCUGAACAGACUCUCCAAGGAGCUGCGUUCGGUCUAGGAAUUCAGCAGCUACAAGAACAAGAAAAGACAGAAGCCAAAGUGAGUAGAAAAGUUGGCGCUUCCAGUUCUGAGCUCUAGAUUCCUUCAACUUGGUUAUUAAGCUGUGUCUAAUAACCUUUACCAGUACAAAUGCUUACGUACUGAAGGGUACGCAAAAAGGAAUGUGAGAUUAUUAUGAACAUUUCAAGAUCCUACCGACAUUAUGUAUGUGAAUCUUAAGAAAAAUAAUGUGUUCGAAAUGUUUGAAAGUGGAAAAAAAAUUUGGACAAUUAAAUCAA
Rosa rugosa (rugosa rose) is the source of this 1088-nucleotide messenger RNA. RefSeq lists its product as uncharacterized. The record is from RefSeq and is a predicted model, not a curated record. Bases 64 to 888 code for a protein of 274 amino acids. Lineage: Eukaryota; Viridiplantae; Streptophyta; Magnoliopsida; Rosales; Rosaceae. The transcript has 2 exons.